AGCUCAUUGUGUUUAAACUUCUGGCUGGCCACGCCAAAGGAUCAUCACUACCUCAUCAUGGGGGUGACCUCCGAAAUCAAUCGCUCCGUAGGUCUUUGAAAUUUGAUGCUGGCCACUUUAGUUUUUAUGGAACCCCCUACCCGAAGGCGCUCGUUCACGCAUCCGAACGAGAUCAACUUCUCCCUCAAUCGCUAGGCAGCUUAGAUCAGUCAGUCUUCGAUAUAUUGUUAGCGUAUCAAAUAUAUCUUCGAACCUAUCCGCUCCUGGCUUUUUAUUUCACUGGGUGAGCACGAUUCAAUUAUAGGUGUGAUUGUUUAAAAUGUUGUCAAAAUCUAAAUUCUUGUGGCAUCUUCACAUGCAGCGGUGAAACCGAAAGAUACAAACUCAAGAAACCCUAACAUUGAGAAGAAUCGAAAACGCAAAAGCAGUUAUUGGACCCCGGUAGCUGUACCGUGCUUCUACGUAUGCCUCUUUUCCAGAAGGGCCCACCGGCUUCACCAACUUCGCUUGGCCGGAAGGGCCAUGAUUCAAGUUAAUUGAGAAUACUUUUUGAUGACAAACCAACGAUUUGAUGUCUCUAAGUAUAUUUGUAUCGUUAAUUGAUCUUUUAAGAAAUCUGUUAUUCAUAAAAUAAUUACUAAAAACUUAGGACUACUCAGGUAUUGGGCAUUGGAUUGCAGCGCACUUUCCAGUUUUCUGCGUUGCACGAUUUGGUCAAUCUUCAGUGUAACCCUCUGCCCAUUCUUUCAUCUUGAGAAGUAACAAAGGUUGGAGGGAUGAUAGAACCAUCGUCUUCAGGAUGGGAAGUUUUUAAAGAGUCCAAGGGUUUUAUUAAAAUCAUUGAAGUUCUUAUAGCAAUCUUUGCGUUUGCAACGACGUGUGACUUCUCAACCAAUGUCAAGCUAAAGUAUGACUGUCGGGGUAACGGAUCAUUUGAGCAUUGGAGUGCCAAAUUUACAUACCCUUUCAAUAUUGACUCCAUCGUGCUGCCUCGAUGCAUUGCUAUGGAGAGUAAACAUAUGUAUGGGAAUUUCGCCUCAGCAGCACAGUUUUAUGUGUUUGUUGGUGUCCUAACUAUGCUUUUCUGCGUUGCUAUGGGCGUCUAUUAUGUCUAUUUUCAUGAUCGCUAUUUCACUGACUCACGGUUUAGUAAAUACGAAUUCAUCUUCUCGACUGUCAUUGUUCUGUUAUGGUUUAUCGCCUCUUGUGCAUGGGCCGAUAAUGUAAACCAGUUUAAAACGUAUACGUCAGCAAGUCGGAUCUGCAAUGAAGUGGGACCUAAUGUGCAUUGUGAAGCCGAGGAACAAGCUACCUAUGGGGGACUUAACGUUUCUCUGAUAUUUGGGUUUACCAAUGUUGCUCUAUGGGCAGCUGGUUUAUGGUUCAUAUGGAAAGAAACUCCAUGGUCCGGAAAUAAUUCUCUACUUGGACCAGAAAAUAUCGCUACUGCUGCCGAUGGGUCUCAAAUGUAGUGCGCACUCCAACAAGUCUCCAUGUACUGUUCUUUCAAGAAUUAGAUCAACUACAUUAUUUUGUGUGAUGAUAAUGAGACAAACCCACUUGUAAAUCACUCAUUUAUCAGUUGUUAUUUCUAUCCAUAUGUUUUCCCAUUUAAAUCGAAGCUAACAAACGAAAUAGUGCAUUUUGUUUGUUUCAUUACUACAAGAUUACUGCUUCCAUUAAUAAAUUGUUCAUGACUAUGUCGAUAAUUAUGUUACGGCACCAGUGUUUUUGAACUGAACAUUUUCUUAGGUAAAAUUUCAUUUUCUAUCAUAUCAUUCUUUCUAAAUACAUUAUUCAGGUAACGUUGUCCCGCUUUUUUGCCAUGUCUUCAUUUUGUUAAAUGUGAUGAUAAUUUUGUUGUUGUAAUCGCUAAUCAAUCACAUACAUCGUCUGUAUAUCAUAAUAAAUCAAACACAAUUCAGGUUAUACUUCUGUAUGUUGUAAAGCUAGUUGUAGGGUAACUCUGUAUGUAGCUCUUCUCGGUUUAAUAUCGGUCCCAAGGUCGGCUGAGGUAGGAGGUUUGGGCAUGGGGUCAGCAACCCCAUCCCGUAGAAAGAAUCUUGCUAAAAAAAGCCAAUCAGAAUAAAUAACUUAAACUAUUUAAGCUCUGACAUGGGAGUUGAAGGAUCUUCAUUCAGGUGAAAGCUGAGAUUCUUCGGAAGUCACGAGGCCGAUCCUCUUUCUAACAAUCAGAGCAACAAUUAAUAUAGGUACACAGAAUGUCCGAACAAUGUAGAAGACCGGAAGGACUAGUCAAGUAGCAACGGAAAUGAGAAAAUACAACUUGGUGGUGCUUGGAAUAAGUGAAACACAGUGGACCCAAGCUGGAAUGUAAGGGCUAGAUACCGGUCACUAAGAAGAAAAUGCUCCAUAUACUCAGCGUAUUGCUCCGAUGCUGACCAAAGAAACACGAAAUGCACUUAAAGAAUGGAAGUCUCAUGGACUCAGUAUCGUGAAAGCAUCUUUCAAAGCAAAGAAGGGAAUCACGAUUAAUGUUGUCCAGUUUUAUGCACUCACCAAUGAUAGCCACGAUGACAUUAAAGAUCAGUUCUAUGUGAGUCUGCAAUCAAUCAUAGCGAAGUUCCCCCGAAAAAAACAUCUGAUCAUCCUGAUGGUAGAUUUAGACGCCAAAGUCGGAAUGGACAACACCGGUUAUGAAGAUAUCAUGGGACGAUAUGGACUGACUGGGAGUAAGAAUUGAGAAUGACGAGAGAUUUACUUGUCUUCAGCAAAAUGGUUAUAGUUGGCACUGUAUUACCCCAUAAUCACAUACACAAGCUGCAUGCGUCUCACAGGGUCACACCAUUGAGAACCAGAUCGACCAUAUCUGUAUCAUUAAAAAAUUCAGCUGGUCGAUGGAAGACGUGAGAACUAGGGGCGGAGUUGACAUGGCUCCAGAUCACAACCUGUUGGUUGCCAAGAUGAAACUGAAGCUAGAGAAGCGUUGGACAUUGUCGGAAUAGCAUUUCAGCCUUCGAGAUACUGACAAACUCAACCAAUUCAAGACAGCUCUCAACAACAGUUUGCAAGCCUUACAAGAUCUGCUGAGAGAACUAGUGUCGAGAACAACUGGAGAGGGACUAAAGAAGCGCUGGAUUCAACGUGUUAGGAGGUGCUUGUCACAAGAAGCAUCAUCAUAAGUAAUGGAUCUCUACGGAAACCCUGGAUAAGAUUCAAGAUGGAAAGAACAAGAAGACAGCGAUUAACAACAGCCGAACCAGAACAGAGCAAGUCAAGGCGCAGUUCGGAUACACAGAAGUAAACGAGCGGGUGAAGAAGAGCACUGUAGCUGACAGGCGGAAAUUCUCGGAAGAGUUAGCAACAACAGUGUCGAAAGCUGCAAGAGAAGGAAAUAUGAAACAGCUAUAUGACAACGAAGAAACUAGCGGGGAAAUAUAGUAAACCAGUCAAGUACAAAAUUGGCAGGACCACUACUAAGAUUAAAGAACAGUGGAGCAGUUUGAGGAACUCUUGAAUAGGCCAUCUCCACUAAAUCCACCGGACAUCAAAGCAGCACCUACAGACAUUACGGCCAUCAGGACAGUGAAGAGUGGGAAAGCAACAGUACCUGGAAAUAUUCCAGUUGAAGUCAGACUUAGAAGUAACUGCAAACAUGCUUCACGUUCUAUUCAAGAAGGUUUGGAAGGAAGAACAAGUGCUGACAGACUAGAAGGAAGGAAACCUCAUCAAAAUAUCAAAGAAAGGAGGUUUGUGCAAGUCUGGGAACUACAGGGGCAUCAUACUACUGUACUGACAACAUAUGAAUCGAUAAGAGGUUCAAUUGUUGCACUCAGUACGUUGUCUUACUGAGAUAUGGGGAUGUCAAAGGACAACACUUGGUCUGUGACCAUAGACGUUUAUUGUUUGCCAAAAGUACAACUACAGACAUUUUUAUACAACCCGGAAAUACCAUAGUAAGUGAUUGAAUGGUUUUUGCUGAUAUUUCCAGCAGUAAAAUAAACCGUUCAAUCUAACUAUUCUAAUUACAUUACAGUAUAGGUUGAAACACGUAGUAGGCAAACCCCUAUCUCAUAAACUAGCAACCCAGAAUCUUGGUUUAUAAUGCAUUUUGAUUAAACUGUUUAGUUUGUGACCUAUCCUCUAUAAGAAUAGACUAACUUAACUAAUCUAUCUACUAAUAAUCGUUAAAAUUUCGAAGGUAAGUCUCAUCACUAACCAACGUUAACUGGAUAACCAUUGAAAGCCGGGAUUCAAUUUUACCAUUGUUUUUCCGUUGUACCAACCGAGAAUCAUUUAGUUGUACAACAGGCAUGAGACCAUUGAGCUGUCAAGUCAUAAUUCAAUGAUUCAAAAUUUGCAGUUUCAGCCAGUUUGCAAUCUUCAUCCUACUACCAUCAGUAAGUUGCUAUGUUGAUUGGUCUCAGACUGUAACUUUGAACUUUGGAAAGUCCAUUUUGAAACUAGUCAUUAGGAUUAGAAAUCCACUCUAAAGUAAUAUCCAUUUAUUACAAAUAUCGAUCUUUAAUUUUAUUGGCCUAUUAUGUACUAACCUUAGUUUAUAUAUUUUUUCAUUACUGGUAGAGUUUAUUUUCAGUGUAGAUUGUUACAUAUCUUCUAUAUCAUUAGUAAUAAACCUUUCCAACUUCUCUACUGUAUAUUUUGUACAUGAUCGACUGACCACACAAAUUCGCACUUCCUUAAACCUCUAACAAGAACACUAGAAGGUCUGAUAAAAGCCGUCAGUACAACUUUCUAUCCCUCUAAUUCAUAAUUCAUGAGUUUAUACAUGCAUGAUACUAAACUAUAAUAUACUCUUACUUAUAAAUCUCUAUAAGUAUCUACAACUAAGUUAUUUUUACUACAGAGUUGAAUAACACAUGGUUAAUUGAAUUUUACCUUAUAUCGAUAGCGUAAAUAACGGUGAUUAACAAGUUACAUAAUAGCUUGUAAUUGAGAUCAGAUAAAAGGGUUAGUCGCAGUCACAAUAGCUUAUUGAUAACGGGUCGUACUAUACAUACGGGUGACCCAAGUCCGAAUCCCGUAGGGUGCACUAGUUCCCUCAGAAUUGCAGAUACACCUUGCUAACGAGUAUUAACUGGUACGAUACUUAAAUCCAAAAGCCCCUGCCAGCAACUUCCAUAUGUCUAACUAUGUAUAAAUACUACGGAGUGAUUUGCUCAUAUAUACUCCCGAAUAAUGUUCAAAUCAACUCGGUAAACAUUCGGGACCAAUGUUCUACAUUUCUCUUUCCUUAAUGUUUCUCAACACAGGUAAUCCCGUGACUCAAUAAAAUGCAAUGAUUCCUUCCAUUUGAAGAAUAUUAAAGUUUGCUGAAAAAUCCGAAAAAUGGUCAUAAUAUUGCUGUUUUCGAUAACAGCGGUGAAUCUAACCAGGAUACGACAACUUCCUUUUUUAUCCUCGACUAUUCUGAAAUAAAAAUUAACUGAUGUUCAUAGUUUGGAUUGCGAUUGAUCCCUUGUAAUGGGGUCUUGAACGUACACUUCUGAAGAGUCCCAUUUCAUAACAAGACAGAUGUCCAGUGAUUCCUGGUUUUCGAUGGUAAUCUAGUUAAAAUUAGUUCGGAAUUUAAACUUUAAAAACUCUAUAAUCUCCAUAACUCGCUCGCUAUACGAACACAUUGUAAAUGCUUAAAUUUAUUAGAAAAUAUAUCAAAACCAUUAUUUUUACGACUUCGUCUUGAAGGGGACGAAAUAGCUAAUAAGACUAAUCCUAGACUAAGUGCUCCUUUGAAAAUGACGUAUUGAACUGCGAAAUUUAUGAUUGAGACAAACUAAAGUAGAUAAACUUCCACUUUAUAUUGCCUCCAGUUGUAUUUUCCAGUUUACAUGUUAGUGACAAAGCAUUUACAUCAGAAAAACAAGAAAAGAGGUUCUUGUUCGCAUCUGAGAGCACAAUCCACAACAACUAAAGUCAAAAGUGAUAUGACGAUGAAAAAUCAAAAUUAGGUUGAUUUACUUGUAGUGACCUACUUUUAUCAAGAGAACACGAUUGGUUUAAUGAAAACAAUUAUUAUUAUAACCAAUUGUACCCGUGAUUGUCUUACUGUACUUGUUUGUUUAACUGUACUAAAGACAUCCAUUAUUCUUCCAUUCUUGCUUCCGUUGAUUGUGACCUUGCACGAACUUACGUUUGCCCAGUGAUUCCGCUUGUACUCCUUUGGCACGUUCUCGGUAUUCUUUCGAUACCACGGGAUCGCCAACAAAUAUAUAUCGCUACAACUUCCAAUCGCCUUCCGAUAUCUGGUGCGCAACCUUCUUGUAGUGGUGAUCAUAGUCAACCGCGACUCGACGCCACACUACAUACUCAUCAUGAAUUUUGUUCGACAUUAUUUACGUUUUAAUUCAAUGUGAUACUUACUCAGUGUAGUAUUUGUUUUGUUUUCCUGUAUGGUAUUUUAUUCUGUAUAGUAUACAAUAUUUUUGUAUUAAAUUAACAUUAACUAGGCUCAGCGUGACAUGUAGCAUGUGAUUUGUCAUAUAUUUGAUUUCAUCCUAAUCAAUAAUCAAAAUGGGUGUACGAAUCAAUAUAUAAAUGAGUGUAUUUUCGGCUAGAAUAGUCGUCGUCAUGUUUCGGAGUUAAUAAAUCCUCAUUUGUACCAGUCUUUGUGUUCUUACUUUCGCGUCGUAGGAAUCGCAGUGGUUCCUCACUUUAUAAGUAUGAGUGAUAAGCGAUUCUGACACAAAAAUCAGCGAAGACCAGAUAAAACAAAUUAACGUUCAAUCGAGAAGAUUUCUCAAAAAAAAUCAACGUAUUUUCAACAGAGCAAUUACCUGUCAUCUACUUAGUACUUGACAUAAUGUUAAUAUUUCAAAAAUGGUUCGGAACAGCCAAUAAUCAGAUAAUGUGGAAUUUAGUAAGUUAAGCUGAAACUAUCUCUAUUAAAAGAUUGAAACUGAACCUCUAUUUUCAAAGGACAAUGAAGUUACGCCAUUUAUACAAACACCCAUACCCAUAUACAGAUGCUUAUUUCAAUUACAGUUGAAAAUGGGAAAUAUGAAACAAAAUCGAAAACACCAGUGUCGUUCCCGUAAGGCUGUAUGUACCUGUGUAUAUGUUUAAUUUUAUGGUCCUGGAAAUAAACAAUAACUAAUAUAAUGUAUAUAUGUGUGAUGGGGAACGUUUCGCAGUUAUAUGAUCAUAUGAACCAAUCACAUUCUGAUCGGAGGUUUUACAAUACACACAAAUUAAUUCAUUUUAAAAGAAAACCUGCUAAAAAUUGAUUAAAGAAAAGUUUGAAGCAAACAGCAUUAUUGUCCUUGAAAAAACAAACUAGAUUCAUUUAUAUUCAAUUGAGUACUUGGAACAUGCAUCACAUAUAUCUAUCUACCACUUGCUCAGAUGUACGAUACUAGCUGGUAUAAGACUAGAUUGGAAGAAAGUUAUCUGAAACCAAACCAAAACGUGUGAAUACUCUUUUAAGCAGCUGGCUGUUAAUUUGAGUCACAUCGGUAGAUUAAAAAUUAAUUUUUGAGUACUUGUGUGAUAAGGGGUACUGUUUGGUUAAAUAUUUUGUAUGAUAAUGGUUCAUAAUUUUUUGCAGUAACGAUAUUGAAUUAAUCCUUUUCCUUACUUUAAACCUUGGACUUAGUGUUAUCGGUGUGCUUUUCCUUCAUAUAUGGAUGCUGCAAAUCUGUUAAACGAUCAUCUACACAUUAACUCUCUAAGUAAUAUUUAUCUAAAUGUUAUAACUUUUGCCCUUGUCAAUUAUCAUGUGACAAAAUCGCCAAUCAGAAUACCGACUUCCAUGACGUUAUUAUUGUGCUAAACCAAUGGCACGUCAAACAGCGCUAGCAGCCUUGCGUCAACUCCGAAUCGUUGUUGGUCCUUCUCGCCUAGGCCUACCCGUUUAGUUCGGAACACAAUCUCAGCCUCCACUGUAUGAAUCGUUUAUUUCAGGUAUACUUGGUUUAUGUACAAACAGACUAUACCGCAUUAUAUCAUAUAAGAUCAUGUCAAAAAGUGUCCGUGAGUAUGAGAGGUUGUAACUAAAGAAUUGGAAAUUAAGUAUAGUAAAACGUAUAACAGUAGCCAAAAGGUCAAAUGAAAGCUUAUGAUAAAAGGAAUAAGAAUUUACAUAUAAUAUAGUUACUUAAUAGUUAUCCAAUAGGAAUAUAUGUAAUAACAGUUCACAAACAAUUCCUAGCAGUUACCAUUCAUUUACUCUUCGUUCGGAUAUAACACUAAAUGCUAUAUUUUUCCUUUUCGCGUCUAUUCUCAACAUUUGUCAUCAUCAAACUGUCACUUGUGUUAAUUUGAAAAUCCAAUUACUUGAUGCAGUUAAUCAAUUAAAUUUUCAUAAAAUGUAUUCAUAAAGCACUCGAAAUGAUACAAAGGUUAUCAUAGUUAUUAAUGUUCACAAAUCUCAGGAACAAAGUUUCUCAUCUUAAUUUAUUCAAUGUUUAAUUUACAGCUCUAGUUAUUAAUGGUAAGUUCCAAUGAAUUGGGAAAACUGUAAAGCAAUCAAAUCUAUAUUUCCAGGAGCAUAGUCAGACAUGCAAAAACUGACUGAAUUUGUAGUCUCGAUGCGAUUGAUUUCAGAGUAUAUCCUAACAUCGUGAUAGUUAGUACGUUCUAGUUCAAGAUUUAUCAGAAAGAAAACAUCAACUCACUAGAAGAAUCAACCUCGUAGGAUUUUAAGUCUAGCCCCCAAAAGUUUUAUCAUUUAUCUGCUUGAUGAAAUAUCAGAGACUUUACCUAUGUAACUACGGUCAAUUCUCAACAUAAUUAGAUCAUCUCUCUCUACCACAAACGAGUUAGUUGUAUUACAAUUAUUUUAAUUCCCCUCAACGAUCACCACUGUUCCUAAUGAAAUCUGAAAAAUUCAUCUCAAAAUAUAUUCUGAUGUGUGCUACUGAUGUCGGUGGAUAUAAGUAAUAUGUAUCAGCAAUCAAAAAUGAAAUGCCUAGUGGGAGAACGUUAAGGAGAUCGGAAGAAACAAAACGAGAUCAGAGAAUGAUUGGUGUGGAAGCGAAGGAACAAUCAAGUCUGAGACAAUUGAUUAUUAUUUUGCAAAUGAAAUAUUUACUGUAUGAUUCUCAGAUUUAACUAAGAGAUUCUGUAAUUUUAUAUUCAAAUACAUUUGAUUAUUCUCAACGGUGUUCUCUUUCAUUACAAUAUCAUCACUAAUAUAUACUUGUUAUAACUUGUGAUCGGCGAUUAGAGGGCAGUGACUUAUCGAUCAGACCAAUGACGCGUAAACCCGUAUGAGCGACCUAGAGUCCUGAUUGAGUCCUGCUUCCCUGUCUAGCCCAGCCAGUCGAGUCCAGAACAUCAAUCAGAGCCUCUGCAAUAUGAAUCAUUAUCUUUCAAACAUACCGAGUUUAUAUACCAAUCAAACAGACCACAACGUACCAAUAAAAUAUGAAAGAACAUUUGUAUAAGAAGUAGCCAUAUGUAGCUGUGAAUGAAGGAGGUAGUAAUUAAUAUACUGGGUAUAACUCAAGAAUGAUAAAACGUAUAAUAAUAGUUUAUGAGUUAAAAUAACGCUUAUAAUAAGCGGAAUAUGAAUAUGCAUAGUUUAGUUACCUAAUAAUUAUACAAUAG
Schistosoma haematobium is the source of this 9528-nucleotide messenger RNA. RefSeq names its product Synaptophysin-like protein 2 (gene SYPL2). Bases 777 to 1472 code for a protein of 231 amino acids. The transcript has 9 exons. Lineage: Eukaryota; Metazoa; Platyhelminthes; Trematoda; Strigeidida; Schistosomatidae. The record is from RefSeq and is a predicted model, not a curated record. Gene Ontology annotation, cellular component: synaptic vesicle; synaptic vesicle membrane.